AUGGUGCGCAACAUCCACAUUGCGGUUCUCGAUGUCGAUAUUCCUGCCCGCCGGCUGUAUGAGGCACGCGGCCUCUGCAGUGCCCACUUCCGUGACAUUCUUCGAGAGACAGCAGCGCAUUUGAACAAGACUAGCCCGGCCAUCAAUGAUCCAAUUAAUAUUACGGUGACUCCAUACGAUAUCCGGGGAGGACACUAUCCUGACUUUCACUUGUUGCGUGGCCAUCCGACACAAGACCAUUUUAAUGUUGGCCACCCUAUUGAUGCCGUCCUGAUCACCGGAGGCUCUCCGGGUGUGUAUGAAAUGCCUGAAUCUCCUUGGAUGCAAGUCCUGGAAAAGUUUAUCAAGACCGUAUACAAUGAAUACCCCGAAGUUCGGCUCAUGGGUACCUGCUUCGGUCACCAACUCAUCUCCCAUGCCCUCGUCCGCAUUCCUGACGAUCCAAUUCGCGACGUUUAUGUUGAGAAGUGCCCACUCGGAAGAGAAGUUGGGAUUUACACUGUCCAACUCGAAGAUGCAUUCAUCGACCACUUCCCAUCGGCGUUGGGUCACCUCCCCCAGGGUCAACUUCGCAUUCAGAUGUUCCACGGUGACCGUGUGAUGGCCAUUGAGAAAGGUUCACCCCUGACGCUCAGUGAUACACCACCGGUUUCUUUACCUGCUCCCUGGAUUAACAUUGGAAGCACGCCUAUUUGCCCGAUUCAGGGACUUUAUAACCCAGGACGAGUCUUGACCGUUCAGGGCCACUAUGAAAUGGACGCAUUCGGGAUGAAAAAGAUGUGUGUGGAAUCGGCUCCAGUUAUGGGCUGGAAAGAAUCGAAGCUGGCAUUGUUCCUGGAACAGGUUGGACCAGAUAUGAAGGAAAGACAAGACGAUGCCAAGGCAUUCGCAUCAGCUGUGAUUUGCUUUUUGGCUGACUCUUAG
Penicillium macrosclerotiorum is the source of this 924-nucleotide messenger RNA. RefSeq names its product type 1 glutamine amidotransferase. Gene Ontology annotation, cellular component: cytosol; nucleus. The coding region runs from base 1 to 924 and encodes 307 amino acids. The transcript has a single exon. NCBI's taxonomy places the organism in Eukaryota, Fungi, Ascomycota, Eurotiomycetes, Eurotiales, Aspergillaceae. The record is from RefSeq and is a predicted model, not a curated record.